Arabis nemorensis is the source of this 1062-nucleotide messenger RNA. The record is from the annotation of a GenBank genome assembly. NCBI's taxonomy places the organism in Eukaryota, Viridiplantae, Streptophyta, Magnoliopsida, Brassicales, Brassicaceae.
AUGAUGGUGAACCACAACAAUGGCGAUGUUGAUUCUCGUCUCCGACAGAAAGAGCAAGAUAAGCUCUUGUUUCAUGACUUUCUAGGCUCCAAAACCUCCUCUACUUCCAUGGCCGACCAGAGGCUACCACCACCGGAUAAGGCAGCUAAACCGGCGAUUUCUCCCUCGACAGCUUCCGGUUCCUCCGCCGGUGGGCGUGGUGGUCUCUCUUCAACCUCCGAUCUUGUUCAAAGAGACAGCGGCGGGGGGAAUCAUUUUGAUGGGAUACAAUUGUUUGGACCGAGAAGUGAGGUUUCUGGCUCAAUCAUGAGCAAUCGGUUUUCAGGAAGCAAGAGAAGUAACUCGGAUUCACACUUUACUACUCAAGAGCACCCAGAGACUCUGCAUUGGUCCAAGUUGCUUAGAAACGGACCUGGAAGCCUCUCUAUGAAUGUGAAUCCUUUGGCAAACCAGCCUCCACGUGGAGGAGGACAAAUCAGUCAUUUGCUUCAUCAGCUUUCUUCAAGCAGGUUCAAGGAUGAAAACGUUGGCCCAUCAGUUAUCACUCAGACAGCUGCAGAUGAAGGUUCACGAACAGGGAUGAAAGGUCCCAGUAUCUUGAGCACCUUUACAAUGCCAAACCCAAGCAAGCUCGAAUGUUUUGCCCCUUCAAGUACCGGAAAUCGGAAAGACUUGACGUCGAGUACUAAGCAAAUGACUAUCUUCUAUGGCGGUCAAGCUCACGUCUUUGAUGAUGUUCACCCAAACAAAGCAGAUGUUAUAAUGGCCUUGGCAGGGUCAAGCGGGGGAUCAUGGUCUACGGUUUUGUCUCAUAAGCCAAAAACAAACAAUACAAGCGACAGUCCAUACAAACUAGGCCAAAUGUAUGAAGGAGGCAGCUCUAGAGAAACACCGUUCUCGGCCUCGGAGUUUCGUGCAAGGCAGGGCCAUCAAGCCAACUCUAGUGCCUGUCACCGGAACUUUACACAACCAGGUAGAGAACAUCAAGGAAGCAUCAUCUCAAGGGGACGGGAUACCAGAGACUCGGUUCACGUAACAGAUCCUGAAAAAGAAGCAACAUGA